GAAGGGGCCGGUUCUCCCUCCGCGCCGCCUCGCUCGCCUCCCCGCCGUCUGGGCGAGCGAGACCAGCGGCCGCCACUUUCGCAGUCCAUGCCGGCUAGGUGGUCGGGGCCUCCGUCUCCCGCUUGAGUUAUUAUUUUUCUUCCCUCUCCCGUUCCUUCCCUGCAAUGUGUGGCCGAGCAUCUUCGAAGGCUGUGGCGCCGUCGUGGUUUCUGGCCCCCAGGAGCGGUUCAUGUUGAGCAAGUCGUAAUGGAUAAGGAUAAUUUAUUUAUUUUUAAGAAUAUACAGUGCGCUCAUUCUUCAAGAAUUCCAACGCAGUAUAUGUAAAAUAGAAACAACAAACUAGCUUCCAAGGUCUUUCAGAAUGAGUCUACGGAAACAAACUCCAAGUGAUUUCUUGAAACAAAUCAUAGGCCGACCAGUUGUUGUAAAGUUAAAUUCUGGAGUUGAUUAUCGAGGUGUGCUGGCUUGCUUGGAUGGGUACAUGAAUAUAGCUCUGGAGCAGACAGAGGAGUAUGUAAAUGGGCAGUUGAAGAAUAAAUAUGGAGAUGCUUUCAUCAGAGGAAACAAUGUUCUAUAUAUAAGUACACAGAAGAGGAGAAUGUGAGCAUACCUGAAGAUGGAGUAUUUUGUACGACAAUUUUUGUUUCUUAACAUUUUGUUUGUUGCUGGUAAUUUUUCAAUGAAAAGUUACAUGGCCUAUAUGGAAGGUUGGAUAUGUUUUAAUAUGUGAAAACAAGAUGGAACAUUUUCUGAGUUUGGAAUACUUUUUGUUAAAAUCUGGAAUGAAAUAAAAAUGGAAAAUAAUGUGA
This is a messenger RNA of Varanus komodoensis (Komodo dragon), 809 nucleotides long. It is a transcript of the gene LSM6, whose product is annotated as LSM6 homolog, U6 small nuclear RNA and mRNA degradation associated. Bases 362 to 604 code for a protein of 80 amino acids. The transcript has 4 exons. Gene Ontology annotation, biological process: maturation of SSU-rRNA; mRNA splicing, via spliceosome. Gene Ontology annotation, cellular component: U4/U6 x U5 tri-snRNP complex; sno(s)RNA-containing ribonucleoprotein complex; nucleolus. The record is from RefSeq and is a predicted model, not a curated record. Gene Ontology annotation, molecular function: RNA binding. Lineage: Eukaryota; Metazoa; Chordata; Lepidosauria; Squamata; Varanidae.